GGGGCGGAGCCAGCCCCGGAGCGGAGCCGGCCGGGGGGCGGGGGCCGGUGACCCGGCGGCGCUAGGGCCCGGCGGGAGGCGGGGCCGGGCUCGCGCGGGGCCGGCUGGCGCGCGGAGCCAGCGUCGGUGGCACCGGUGGGGAGCCGCGUCCCCGGGCGUUGGGGCUGUUAGAGCCGUUGGGGCCGCGCGCGCCCCGCGGCCGGCGCUGGCGGGGGCGCUGAGGGCCGCCCCCCUCGCCUGCCUUCUUCUGCCUUCCCUUCCCCUCCUACUCCCGCCCGGCCCAGCCCGGCUCCUCUCGGCUCGGCGCUGUGAUUGGGCGGAAGAUGGCGCUGGGCGGAUGGAAAUCCUAAUGACAGUCUCCAAAAUCGCCUCCAUCUGUACCAUGGGCGCCAAUGCCUCAGCUUUGGAGAAAGAGAUUGGUCCGGAACAAUUUCCAGUCAAUGAGCACUAUUUUGGUUUGGUUAAUUUCGGGAAUACAUGCUACUGCAAUUCAGUUCUUCAGGCACUUUAUUUUUGUCGACCAUUUCGAGACAAAGUCUUAGCAUACAAGAGUCAACCAAGAAAAAAAGAGAAUCUCCUUACGUGCUUAGCCGAUCUCUUCCACAGUAUAGCCACCCAGAAGAAAAAAGUUGGAGUAAUACCUCCCAAGAAAUUUAUAACAAGAUUACGAAAAGAAAAUGAGCUUUUUGAUAACUACAUGCAACAAGAUGCACAUGAGUUCUUAAACUAUCUAUUAAAUACAAUUGCGGAUAUCUUGCAAGAGGAGAGAAAACAAGAGAAACAAAAUGGUCGCCUACCUAAUGGCAACAUUGACAAUGAAAAUAACAGCCCGCCAGACCCAACCUGGGUUCAUGAAAUCUUUCAGGGAACAUUAACUAAUGAAACCAGAUGUCUUACAUGUGAAACUAUAAGCAGCAAAGAUGAAGACUUCUUAGACCUUUCAGUUGAUGUGGAGCAGAAUACUUCAAUCACUCAUUGUUUAAGGGGUUUCAGCAAUACAGAAACUCUGUGCAGUGAAUACAAAUAUUACUGUGAAGAAUGUCGCAGUAAGCAAGAAGCACAUAAAAGGAUGAAAGUAAAAAAGCUGCCUAUGAUUCUAGCUCUCCAUUUGAAGAGAUUUAAAUACAUGGAUCAGCUGCAUCGAUACACAAAACUCUCUUAUAGAGUAGUUUUUCCUUUAGAGCUUCGUUUAUUUAACACCUCAGGAGAUGCCACCAAUCCUGACAGAAUGUAUGACCUUGUUGCUGUGGUAGUUCAUUGUGGAAGUGGCCCUAACAGAGGACAUUAUAUUGCAAUAGUGAAGAGUCAUGAUUUUUGGUUGCUUUUUGAUGAUGAUAUUGUUGAGAAAAUUGAUGCACAAGCUAUUGAAGAAUUCUACGGGUUGACAUCAGACAUCUCAAAGAACUCUGAGUCUGGAUACAUCCUCUUCUAUCAGUCUCGGGACUGAGGGGGAACUGUAGUGAAGAGAAAUUUUUAUGCCUCACAUCUUCUCUAUCUUGGAAUGGAGCAAGCACUGAAAAACAAGAAAGCAGGGAGCUCCAGGGGCAGUAGCACAGUUUGCACAUAACUAAGCAGAGAGUUUGGGAUUCUUAAAACCUUUGUAUCAUUUUGAUUUUAUUUGCUCAGGUAUCGUGCUGACUACACAUCUCCACUGCAUCCCAUAAGCAAAAAGAGAGAUACCAGCCACUCUUGCAGGAGCUUUCUGUUAGGUAAUACUGUCUCUGUGGUCCUAAUUCAAAGCCCAUUAAGGUCACUGGAGAACCUUUUGUGGACUUCAGUGGAAUUUGAAUCAGGUUCUAACUGCACUGCCAGAUUGGUGCAAUAGGAGCAUUAGAAAUCUGUAUUUUAUACAGACUUUGUGUAUAAAAGGUUAAGGACUCUUUGUGAACUUAGUUUCCUGUGCUUAAGUUUAAAAGAAUGAGGUUGGGAGGAUUAACAUGUAAGCAAGAAGAUAUAUCUGGGCCCAACACAAUUGCCUUCUUGAUGGUAGUAGUUCAACUGAAGAUAUAAACUGGUGUCAGGGAGGCAAGUAUGUUUUGCUUCUCUGAAGAAGCUUACGUUAUUUAUAAUGUAUGAUCGGGAACAAUCAGUCAAGAUUAUGGCUUUUAAUCUCCGUAUGGGGAAAGAUUUGGUUUGUAAUAGUUUAUUUUUAUUUAUAAAUUAUUGUAACUUAGGAUCUUGUGUAUUGUCCUUUAUUCUAACAAGUAUUGGAAAUUUUAUAUAUUAAUUUGAAUUAAAACUAAUUAUGUUUAAAUGUUAAGGAAGAGCCAAUAUAAAUUCUAAAAACAAUGCCUGCGAUAUCUCUAAAAAAUGAAUAACACAGAAGAGAGAUUUCCUUCUGGAGGAACUGGUAUCUAAGUGAGGUAGUUUAUUUAAUUAAAUUAGAAUAUCCUUUUUCCAUUAAUGGGUGAAAAAAAAAGUGAUCAAUCAUAAGAAAGUGACGGUGCAGUGGUGGUAUACUGGUCUUUAUAGUUCUUUAAUAAUUUGCUAAUGAUUCGUACUCCUAAGCAAAUUAGAAUGAUUUGGAUCAAAGUAAACCAUUUUAAGAAUAUUAUUCCCUCUCCUAAAAAUGGAUCCACUUCUGUUCCCAAUGGCAUGGGUGACUAUCUCAAAAACCACUCAAGGUCUCAAGUAUAAAUUACAUUUGAGUAAUAAGAAGGAAUAGGCUUGGGAUUUCAUGAGACUGAAGAUACCACAUUCUUUAAAGGUAAUAAUAUUUAAGUCCUGUAGAGUGAAAAUUUCUGAAACUAAGCAGUUUAUCUUGCGUUAGGUUUAUGAAACAAUAGCAUUAAGAAUUAAAUCUUGACAAAACACCUGAUCUGUAAGAAAGGUGAACUGUUGUGAUUUGACAUUCUUCCACUUACCAGUACAUUGUCUGACAGUAGCUGAAUGUAAUUUCUGGAAGGUCAUGGGAUGUGCAUUCCAGAUAAUGGCAAUCAGGUCUUAGAUGUCCUUGUCACUCCCUCUUCAGCUAGUGAUUUUUACAUUAUUGUAAUUUUCUACGGUAAUUUUAUUGGUACCGUUACAACUUUUAAAAAGAAUGUCUCCUGUCUGCUGCUAUAACUGACUAUUUACUUACCUGUAUCUUUUAGCUCAGGAAAUGACUUCACCUAUUCACUCAGUUGAACAAAUCUUUAACAGGGUCACUAAAUAAAUCGGGCUAUUUAGCAACUGUCAUGCUGUAACAAAUUGCUUUUGUAAAAUGCGAAGUUUCUAAGGCCUUGGUUUGGCUAGAAUUCUUUUAUAUAGAAGUUACGUAUCAUGAUUAAACUACCAGCAUUGUAAAGUAAAUUAAAUAUUGUGGGAGAUGAAGAAAAUAUGAUUGGAUUUUUCUUGAAGGAUUCAAAUAACUUUUAAAACUUUUUUUCAGCUUUCAGUGGGAAAAGGGUUAAGGGGUGAAUCAGUUGGAUAGUGGUGCAUGUUAGAAGGAUGAAGUCCUUUGCAUACUAAAGGUACAGUAUUGUAAAAGAACUGUCACAUUAUUUUUUGCUAAUUGAAAAUGUUUGGGUUCUUCUUUCUUUUUUUUCUUUUUUUUUUCCUAGUUAAAAGCUGAGGCUAGUUGUUGAAUAUUUUAUACCCUAACAAAAUUUAAAACAUAUUUGUUGUUUCACUGGUUUUACUCCUGCGAUGUAUUUUUAUAAGAUACUGACUUUUAUUUUGUAUGGUUUUUUUGAGAUAGUAUUCCAAAUUAUAUAUUUCAUUUUUCUUUUAGUGCAGCUGAAGUAGUUGUAAGUUCUUAAUUAAACUGAUAUCAGAAACUGCAACUUAAAAAAAAAAGAAAAGAGGCAGGGAAGUACAAAAUACAACCGAUUGGUAUGUAAAACUUUAUAGGAUUUUUUUUCUCGGCUGUAAUACAGUGGGGAGUGUGGGAAAGUUGUCAGUUGUUGUAAAUGGUGGAAAUUAUUUGCUGUGUAACUAUGUAAAUGUUAAUUGGGACUACAGUCCCCUAUUUUGUAUAUUGGAGCAAAAAAUUCUAUUAAAUAAAGUAUGUUCUCUAAAGGUAAGUACUGUAUCCUUUGUGGAGCCUGAAUGGUCAGUCAGCUGCCUUUUGUGCUUUUCAGUCUUUUCAAACCUUAAAAGUAUCUGGAAUUUCCUGUAUUAAGCUAAGUGCUCUGAGUCAUGGAGGGAGAAGUGUGUUUAAAUACACUGCAUUAUAUAUCUUUCUAGAUGUGUUGUUUUGAAAAUAGUUCAGUAGCAGCCAUGUUUUUGGUGGUGUACUUCUCUGGAAUGAGUUUUUAAGUUGUUGGUUUCUAAGGCAGAAGAGAAGGAAGUGUUUUGAAAUACUGUUCUUUCUUGACUUCCAUUUCCUCAAAAAAACCCUGUACCUUGCAUACGAGUUAGGGAUAUGCAUCUGAGUUACCUAAGGGAUUUCCUUAGGUUACUCCUAAUCCUUAGGGAUUCUCCCACCUUGUGGGAGGGAGAACAGAAGGAAAGAAAAAUAGGAGUGUUAACAGCACUAACGUAAGAGAGAGAUUGACCAAAGAACGAGUCCAGCAUCAGGAGAAAAAGAUGCAGCUGGUUACAAUAUCCACAUAUGAUUUGGUAUUAAGUCGUUCUUCUCUUGGAGUGUACACUGCUGUUUGUAAUGAAUGUAUAUACUUACAGUUUUACAAACAGUUCAUACCCUGCCAUAUUUGUAGUUGUGAUGCCCACAUCCGUGGCCUUUAACUGCAUGAAACUAGUGACUGUAGGUGUUCAGGUACACGUAUGAACAUUUAAAUUGAGCUGUGUUUUCCAAAGUUUGUCAUAAAUCAGAUUUCAUAUCUUUAGGUGACACUGAGAUGUUAGCACAUUUGAUGCCACUUCAGAUCUUCUGCCAUACCCUUCAACAUCUUCAUAGGACUGGCAGAGAUAACAGAAGAUGCACAGAAGAUCUGCAUCCUUGUGGAGCAGCAGCUUGAAGCUAGACAGGACAUCCCAGCUUGUUCCCCAUGUUUGUCUCAGUGUUUCCACAAGCACUAUUGCAUACGCACUAUUUGGAUCAUAUUCAGAUGAAAGUCUAUAUUGCUUGGUUACUUUUUUGUGGUGAUGUUUGUAAGGUUUGAAACCUGAAGUAUCUGAGGCCUCUAGUUAUUUUCAUAAUUCCCUUAUUAAAAUUAAAGGAACUUUAUCUUGUGCUAUUUGGUCCAGUCUGUCAUCUGUAGGUUUAAGAUGAUCAUGUAUAGACUUACUAUUAAGCUCUUCCUUGUAACUAAAAGAAAUUUUGAUAUGUGAAAUAUUCAGUCUUCAUUUUCUACAGAAAUUUCCAGUUGGCCUUACCAGAAGAAUCUUAACUGUGUACGGUUAAUGUCAUAAACAGAUCCUCAUAAUCUCCCUCAUAACGGUUCAUUCAGAAUUAGUAGUUGUCCCUUACUAUAGUAUACCUCCACAACAUGGAUUAUAGAAGAACGGGGAUGAAUUGUCUUAUACACAAAGCUUUGUCGUCUUAUACACAUGAAGAGGUGACAUCUUUUUUUCUGUAUAACUGCUGACUUUGUUAAAUGACAGAAUUCAGCUCGGGCUGACAGACUUUUAGACACUUUUAGAAAGUGUUAAAAAUGCAUCAACAACUGAGGAUGCCAAGAAGGGUUGGAUGGUGGUUGGUUUGUUUGUUUGGGUUUGUUUUUUUCAUUUUGGGGUUUGUUUGGGGUUAGGGGUUUUUUUUAAAUUUGUCAAGAGCAGUUAUUUGAAACUAGCAUGUCAUCCCUUUAGAUGAAUUCAUAGGUUAAACCAGCAGUACAUGUUUCUCUUCAGUUACCUUUGUCUGUAAGAGGAGAAAACUUCAUUUCAGUACAUGUUAAUAAUCUGUGUAUUGCAGUAUUACAUUGCAGAUACUUUUGUGACUUUUUUUUAUAAAAGCUUAAAUAGUCCAGAUGCGGUUUGUUUGCUUUCAAAGAGUGACCUGACAGUGUAAGUUGUCCACCCCCUGUUUGUCUGGGUUGAUCUUAAGUCUGUACGUCUUAGAAAUUCAGUCUUUGUUUUCCCUCUUGGUAAUGCAAUAUGCACAUUUAUGGUUUCUGUCUUUUAAGGCUUCAGAGUCCUCUAACCUCUCACAGCAUAAUGCGAGAUGUAUAAUACAUUAGUCUCUUUACAUGCAAGCCUCUGAGUACUCAAUUAUUUACUGAAGUUAAUAUUCUACAUAAUCUGUAUUCGAGGGUUGUUCAUUUUGCAGCAGUUUUGCCACUGAUUGAUUGUUAUAAAUUAACUAUGCAGGCCAACUACCAUGCAAACAAACACAGGUAUCAUCUUUAUAUACAGAGAUCUCUGGAAUCUAUUGUUUCCAGUAUUAACGAUAGAAUGUGGUGAGGCAGAAAUAAACUUUCUUUGGUCUAUAUUACAACAAAGUCUGCAAAAUUGUUUGCCUCUUACCUUAUUCUUUUUUUUUAAGUGAGUUAAUUUUUAGGCUAAACCUAAGAAUCUGCUGUUUUGGUUGAUGAAUCCCUUUGGGGGAACUCGUGUAAGAAUGUGUUGGGUUUAUAAGGAGGAUUGUUUGCAGACAUCACCAGUUUUGAAAUUAACUGAGUAAUAUCUCCCAGUUUCUUCCCAAAAGUACGAAUAAACUACAUUCUCUCUUUCCCUCUAAUGGCUUGUGAUUGCUGCCUUCAUAAGAGAUUGUAAGGGUUCAGAAAAGGGCAAGGUACUUUCUACAUAGCUCUUUGUGUAGAACUCAUAUUGGCAGCAUUAGGGAGCUUUAAUUACAGAAGGAUCAUCAGUCGUGUCCUUGAUCUGCAUUCCGCAGGUUAUGUAAUCCAGGAGAGAAAACGCACAGCAGGAUCUCUCAGAGAAUAUGGAGAAGUAGCUUUACAAUUAUUUACUAACAUACUAGAUAAAAAAGCAACAUUUCCUAACAGAUGAAAUGUUACAUUUAAUGGAGAUUUCUGGUGUUUGGAGAAUUUAGGGAGAGCUCAAAACAUCCUGCCAUUCUAGGGUUUUGUUGCUUAUUAAAGAGUCAUGCCUUGGUGUCUGUGUGUUUAAUUUGCUAUUUAAGCCUAUAUUUGAAAUUCCCAUCUGUACGCAAAUUUGUUAAGUUGAUAUGAUUGUAUUAAUGAAUGCUCCUCCAGAAACAAUUUCUGCAUAUAUGGCAGUC
Messenger RNA from Chroicocephalus ridibundus (black-headed gull), 7066 nucleotides. It is a transcript of the gene USP12, whose product is annotated as ubiquitin specific peptidase 12. Gene Ontology annotation, biological process: protein deubiquitination. Gene Ontology annotation, cellular component: nucleus; cytosol. The transcript is spliced from 9 exons. Lineage: Eukaryota; Metazoa; Chordata; Aves; Charadriiformes; Laridae. Gene Ontology annotation, molecular function: cysteine-type deubiquitinase activity. Bases 338 to 1447 code for a protein of 369 amino acids. The record is from RefSeq and is a predicted model, not a curated record.